GGCAGAGUCUGACUCCCGAGCAGACAGACGGCAUAACGUCGACCCUCCGUUCCCUAGGCGAGGCCUCGCGAAUCGCCCUGCAAGCCACCUGUCAGUUUUUGCCCUCCAUUUGCUGAUCGAAUCAUGCCUUGGCUGAGACUGCUCCUUGAUAGCACCACAAUUGACAGGUCGCCCGUCGACAUAUCUGGUAAAGUGAGUAUCUUUAUUGAAUCCUGUGCAUCCGAAGUGGCGAACCCUCUCCCCGGACUUGAGUCCAGCCAACGCAAUGAGUGCCAACAUCCUGGUACUGAAGGGCCGGACAAGGUGUAACGGAGUUGCCAAUGUAUAUAUCGACAAGUGACACCUGUAGGAAGGCUCCUCAACCUUCUCGACUCUGGAUUUGUGCACCUCAAGACAACCUUUCAAAAUGUUGGAAUCUACUGAUGCAAUCCUAAUGGGCACAAGCAUUGUCCUCUCCCUGUCGACCCUAGUGUCGAUAUCGGUACAGUUGGAGAGACAAUUGACGACUGCUGGCCGGCUAGACGCAAGCAAGUGGUUUCUUGUGACAAGUGCGGUCUUUGCCAUGAUAAUGACAGGAUUGGUCUGUGCAGCCGCUGCUCACGGCCUCGGAGCUUCGAUUUCUCGAGAAGAGUUUGGGAGACGGGAGAAGCUACAGAAGCUCCUUAUCGCGGUCCUCCCUCCCUACUUCCUCUGCAACAUGUUCGUCAAGCACGCUUGGCUUACAUUCUACUAUGCACUGGCACGAACUCGCACUCAAAGAUGGAUCAUCCACUUUAUGCAGCUCGUUGCCUUCGGGUUCGGAAUCAGCUCCAUCCUCGUAAUCCUGCUGCAAUGUAUACCAUUGAGCCAUGUUUGGACAAGAGCUCGAGAUCCACCCCCAGAGGAUGACGCACACUGUGUCAAUCUGAUGGCAUACUUCUACUUCAACGCAGCCUUUAUGGUUGUGAAUGACACUGUGAUGUACAUGCUACCGGUCUUUCUGCUACGGAAUGUCGAUAUGUUGAGAGGACACCGAUGGGGGAUCUACACACUGUUUGCCGUCGGUGGAGUCGUUGUGCUGGCAAGCAUAUUGCGUCUCAUAGCCGUCCAUGAGCUGGACAAGUCGAACAAUUUCUCCGAAAACUAUGCACUCAUUUUUCUCUGGGCGGCGGUCGAAAAUCACUUGGGGAUCUGCGUAGCAUGUGCCGGCGCUGUCAAGCAGAAGACAAUCCGUGCGGUUGACAGCAUCAGAAAGUCAUACGGGUCAAUCCGGCACAAGCCAUGGCCACCGACGUCCUUCACCAUGGUGACGCAGGACACCGAACAUCGAAACUUAUACACACGCCCCAGCAGUAUGCCUUCGCCCACAGCAGCCUCUGACAACAAGGAUGGGGAUGUCCACUUGGAGCUGCACCAAGUGCCAUCCAACGCCAAUACUGCCACUACGGUGACAUCACCGGUUUGAUAUCCCUCGCCGCAGUGUUGGCCAUCUCAUUUUGGAAUGUCUUUUUCUUGGAUCAUGGAGAAGUGAACAAAUAUAUGAUCUGACAGAGAUGAUUCGAGCCAAGAAUGACUGGCCAGAGUGUAUGUAUUGACCGGGAAAGUGAAAGUAAGUCCGCGAUGAACGAGGUUAUGAAGGAUAUGAAAGACAUGAGGAGUAUGAGCGAUAUGAGGAGGGAUAUGAGGAAAAUUGACGUGGAUGAAAAGCUAUCUCAAAAUCUAGUGUGUAAUUCUAGUUUUCUUUCAGCAUCCCAUUGAUGGCCGUGAAGUUACAUGCC
Molecule: messenger RNA, 1757 nt
Organism: Exophiala oligosperma
Lineage: Eukaryota; Fungi; Ascomycota; Eurotiomycetes; Chaetothyriales; Herpotrichiellaceae
Exons: 7
Coding region: 407-1444 (345 amino acids)
Source: RefSeq, a predicted model, not a curated record